UACAUGACACGUAAGGAGAACGCUUGCACCUUAUACCAACUUGCAGUGCACAAAUCUCUGAGGAUUGUGGAGAAAGCUUUGUGGCUAAUAUUGUUUGUCUACAAAUGCAAGAUGAAAUUAACGUCUUGGACCCCGGAACAAAACUGUACAGUGUUUCUGAAUAUGUUUAAGACAUCAAAUGAAGUGAGAAAGUUGUCGGGCGAAUUGAUGUUAUCUAUGUUGACUGAUUACUCCGAUGCUCGGAAGUUAACUUCGAUAUUAGACUUUUAUAUUCAAUAUAAGAGCAGCCCCGAGGACAUACCGAUUUUGAUUGAUGCCCUUUGGGGAUUCAAUUACAUGACAAAUGUUGAAAAUAUAAUUAUUUUAUUUCAAAGUCCUGUCAGGGACAGUAAUACGAUGGAUUUCCAGAUUAGAAAUGCGGCUCUAGCUCAUUUUUGGGUGGCCAUGGUUGAUCGACUGAUAAAAUGUGAUUCCUACGAUCGAGAGAAAGUGGUCAAUUUCUUGAAAGCUAUGCCGUUCCUACUAAAAAAAUUACAAAAUACACCAGUUGCAGUUACCAUUCUUUGUAAAAUAUUCUCGAUGGUGGAUUUGGCAAUGUACGAACCACAUUAUAUUGGAGACAAAAAGUAUGCCGAUGACCUCAGUAAGCAGUUCGGGCAUAUUUUGUCGCAGUGCAGCGAUUAUCAAUGCUUACAGAGUAUUAUGAAAGCUUUUGUUGAGUUCUCAUCUGCAGGAUUCGCGGAGUUUAAAAUUGGAUUUUCAAGAAUAGCUGUUUCCAUUUUAAAUGGCUUUGAAGCAGUCAAUUAUAAAUGGGCAACUGAGGGAGAUGGGGUUGGUGAUGAAGGUUUUGAAGAGCUUAAAUUGGCAUCGUGUAGGUUGUCUAUACUAUUAAGUCAUGAAUUCACACUUGAUGAAAGUGAAUUUCAAGCAAUUUACGACAUUUUGAACAUUACCAUUUUUACCAAUGACCACCUCAAACACAUACCUCAGAAGUUCAGGAUAAUAGAAAUAUAUUAUUUAGAAUCUUUUUCGAAUUUGUUGCUGACAAGAUUAAUUCAAAUAUUGGACGCAUCUCAAAUUGAUAGCGAAUACAUAUUGCAAACUAAAAACAAGAUAAUAAUGGUUUCUAGUCGACUCCAAGAACUGUUGACGCAGUCAGAGGAAAGCCUGUUCAAUCGGGAAAAGGUGACUGUGUUAUGGCAAUUUCAGUGAUGGAUUUUUAACGUCUGCUGCCUUUUUAGAUCAUUCAGACGAUAAUACACUUACUUCUAAGUUUGCAACCAACUUUUGUUUUAAGAAAAGAAUCGCAUUUACGGGUUUUGGGAGAGGCGUUGAAUCCAGAUACUUAUCGUUGUGUCAUUGGAGUUUGUACGGAUCUUCUAUGCGAUGAUAAAA
This is a messenger RNA of Hermetia illucens (black soldier fly), 1395 nucleotides long. RefSeq lists its product as uncharacterized. The record is from RefSeq and is a predicted model, not a curated record. NCBI's taxonomy places the organism in Eukaryota, Metazoa, Arthropoda, Insecta, Diptera, Stratiomyidae. The transcript is spliced from 7 exons. Bases 4 to 1212 code for a protein of 402 amino acids.